Molecule: messenger RNA, 1380 nt
Organism: Aspergillus campestris IBT 28561
Lineage: Eukaryota; Fungi; Ascomycota; Eurotiomycetes; Eurotiales; Aspergillaceae
Product: phosphatidate phosphatase App1 family protein
Exons: 1
Coding region: 82-1263 (393 amino acids)
Cellular component (GO): actin cortical patch
Molecular function (GO): phosphatidate phosphatase activity
Source: RefSeq, a predicted model, not a curated record
CUUGUUAUUUAUAUCAGAUUCUGCUUAACAUACGAUCAUUUUCCCAACAAGCACUGUUCAUGUACAGAUCGACCCGCCGAAAUGGAUCUCCCCAAGAGAAAGUUCACCGAUCCUCCAGCCAUCAAACGGCUAGUUAAGAUCGCUCGCUCAUCGGGGGUGCGACGUCUCGUCACGUCCUACCUGUGGAGGAACCCAUCGAUCCAAGCGGUAGACUCGCACCAACAUACCGUCUGGCUGUUCGACAACACCGCGUACCAAAGCACGAUGCCGAAGACGAUCGGAAAAGGGCACGCAUGGCACGUAGAAGUGAUCGCCUGUGUCUUCCAAAAGGACAGUCGGAAGGAUAUCAGCAAGUUGGUUGCAACUAUCGCCGACAUCAUCGGUCUGGACGGAGAAGUGGGCACCCAGCGAGAGAUCCGUCACUGCAUCGCUGAGCGACUCCGGCCAUUCCUCUACCACACAGCAGAAGCACACAUGAUGAUGUUAGAAAUCCCACUGCCAAACCACACGACCCAGAUCCACCAGAUCGGGCCCACAGACCACAACGGCGUCAGCGUCCAAACGGUGACGACAGGCAGCCGGGGCGUCAAGGACGGAGACAGAAUUCGAUCCAAGCUUCGCAACUGGAACAGCACAGCUACCAUGGACACCACCUUCGCAGGCCCAGAAGGCUGGCUCGUGAUAUCCGACAUCGACGACACCAUCAAAUACACCAAGACGUCGGAAUCGACAGGGAUCCUGCGCACGACAUUCGUUGACGAGCCUAAGCCUAUCGCCGGAACACCGCAGCUCUACUAUCAGAUCGAAAAGCAACUCCAGCCAGCCUGGUUCUACGUCUCCGCCGCGCCAUUUAACCUAUACCCGUUCCUGCGCCACUUCAUCCAUUCGCACUUUGCCCCGGGGACCCUGAUGCUCCGGGGCUCGUCCUGGCUGGAUGUGAGUGAGCUGGUCCGCUCAUUCACCGUCAACACGAAGGCAUAUAAAAUGAAGUGGAUCGAGAAAAUCCACCGGUGGUUCCCUCACCGUCGCGUGCUCUGCAUUGGCGACUCCACCCAAGAAGAUCCCGAGACGUACGCGGAGAUCUACGAGAACCACCCGACGUGGGUCAGGGCCAUCUGGAUCCGGAAGGUCACGGACGUGCCCCAUCUUGAGGAACAAAACUCCCCGGAGCGGUUCGAGGCUGCGUUCAAGAACGUCCCCAAUCACAUUUGGCGGGUGUUUGAAGAGCCGGAGGAGGUGAGGGACUUGAUUGCCCGGCUCUGAGGGGAACCCGUGGUGCCGUAACUCGAUCGAAGAGGAGAAGAAGGACAAAGAAGGAAACAAACUUUAUGAGUACCAUUUUUUUUGGAGUUUGGGUCUGUUAGGGCUCUAUACCGCUGU